Molecule: messenger RNA, 1786 nt
Organism: Egretta garzetta (little egret)
Lineage: Eukaryota; Metazoa; Chordata; Aves; Pelecaniformes; Ardeidae
Product: protocadherin gamma-B1
Exons: 4
Coding region: 127-786 (219 amino acids)
Source: RefSeq, a predicted model, not a curated record
UUGCAGGAGGCGCUGCCGGAGCUGAGCGACAGAGCCGCUGCGUCCGAGCUGACGUCUGAUCUAAACCUCAUUCUUGUAGUGGCGCUCGCUAUUGUCUCCUUGUUAUUCGUUUCGACAGUCGUUUUGAUGCUGUUUUUUAAAUGCCGACGCUUGAGGAGCCCUCCCGUUUUUCUAACUUCCGAUAAGGAACUGUAUUCCAGCCUGGGCUCAAAAGCACCGUACAACUACUGCAGCAGCACGCUGCCCUUGCCCUACUCCUACGAGGUGUGUUUAGCCUCCGAGUCGGGCCAGAAGGACUUCACAUUUCUUAGACCAGGAGCGGCAACGCUCUCUGACCACCUCCUGGCUGGGGAACCCGGCUCAGACACUCGCUCCGGGAAGGACCCUCCCAGCCUAGAGAGGUCGGCACAGCAAGCUCAGCCUAACACAGACUGGCGCUUCUCUCAGACCCAGAGACCUGGAACCAGUGGCUCCCAGAAUGGAGAGGAAGGUGGAGCCUGGCCGAACAACCAGUUUGACACGGAGAUGCUCCAAGCCAUGAUCCUGGCUUCAGCAAACGAAGCUGCUGAUGGCAACUCGACCCUGGGCGGCGGCACGGGCACCAUGGGGCUGAGCGCCCGCUACGGCCCCCAGUUCACCCUGCAGCACGUCCCCGAUUACCGGCAGAACGUCUACAUCCCGGGUAGCACGGCCACCCUCACCAACGCCGCCGGCAAGCGCGAUGCCAAGAGCGCUGGCGCUUCGGGAGGCAACAAGAAGAAAUCCGGGAAAAAGGAGAAGAAGUAGAGCAGAAGAAGGAGACCUUAGAGCCACAGGGCAGCUGGCUCCAGCACUCCCCCAAACCACAGCCCAGGCCGGAGGACGAAUGUGAAUUUUUUUUUUGUGAUGCAAAAAGUAGGAAACGCUGCGAAUGUAUCUCGUCAUCAUCAGAGCUAGGAGCAGGCUUUCGCUGCUGGUAGAUCUCAUGAUGAAAACCAAUCCGGAAGCUAAACCCAACACAAACAAGUGCCCUGUGAAUACUUGCUGAUGUUUUAUACGAUCCCUCGGGUAUUAGAAUAUGCAAGGGCAGAAGGUCUUCUGCCGCAUCUUUGGAUCCAAUUUGCUCCCAGAUGAUCCGAGAAAGGCACAAGGCUUGUGCUCGGCUUUGCCCAGUGUAAAUAAUUUUAACGCGGAUCUUUUAAUUUAUAGAUCUUCAAUCAUUUCUUUUUUUUUUUUGGAAAGGAAAAGGAAGUUCCUAGCUUAGAGCCCGUGCUCCAAUCUUUACUCUUAAACUUCCCAUUAGUAAAAUUCGCCCCCGGUUAAUGACAGCGAUGGAUUUGUUGCUGAGAAGUUGGUAGGGAGUGCUUCAGUUCCUGCGUACCUGUUACCCGGAAAAAAAAAUAAGUGUUUGUAUUGCAUGAGUCAAAGGGAAUAUGGCAAAGCUGCAUCCUAAACGUUUUUGUUUUUAAAAAGUGCAACCACUGAUGGCCUGAAGUAUGAGACAAAAAAAAAAAACCCCUCCUGGUGUCUGAGAGGUAGGGAAUUCAAUGAGGAGCACGCCGGGGUGUGCGGCAGCUGCCCCUGCGGUUCUAGGGGUCUCCGAAGAGCAGACACAUCUCAUCCCUUCUUUGCAGUAAAUAUUUAUAUGUACAGUCAAUGUUCUUCUGGAAUUAAAGCUAAGAGAGUCUCGCUCCCCUGCGGCCAGGCUCCUUCAGGCAGGCGUCCGGCCGAGCCCCCGCCAAGGGGGCCGGGGGGCGAUGCUUCACGUCUCUGCACACCGUGUCUGCAUGCGCGUCCCUCACCCCCC